Temnothorax curvispinosus is the source of this 3531-nucleotide messenger RNA. RefSeq lists its product as uncharacterized. Gene Ontology annotation, molecular function: aspartic-type endopeptidase activity. Lineage: Eukaryota; Metazoa; Arthropoda; Insecta; Hymenoptera; Formicidae. The coding region runs from base 1 to 3531 and encodes 1176 amino acids. Gene Ontology annotation, biological process: proteolysis. The transcript is spliced from 3 exons. The record is from RefSeq and is a predicted model, not a curated record.
AUGGAACGAUUAAUUAACUCCCAACGAGACAUUUACGGGCGCAUCGCCCGCACAGUGGAAAAUCUUCGCAAAACCGGCGCCGCCAAAAUCUCGCUUCCCCUCGUUCGCUCCACGCUGUCGGUCCUCGAGGGCAAAUGGGCCAAAUUCCAAGCGCAGCAUGACCGCCUGCAAGAAGAGUUUGGUGAGGAGUUCGAUAGGAACAAGUACAAUACGGAGGACUUCCUGAGUACCGUCGAAACGGCCUACAUUCAACAGAGAACCAAGCUUCUGGAGUACGAGGAAAAGCUCGGGGAACCGAAGGUUCUCGAUGACUCUAAGAGCAGGGCAGGGCAAGCGACCUCUCGCAACGUAUUGCCCCGAAUCCAGAUGCCGGAGUUCUCAGGAAAAUUCGAAGAUUGGCCUGCCUUCCGAGAUUUGUUCUCCUCCAUUGUAGUGACUGACGACGCCUUGUCAAAGGUCGAAAAAUUUCACUAUCUGAAGACAAGCGUGAAGGGGGACGCUGAGCAACUAAUAAAAAGUUUACCGUCCACGGAGGAGAACUUCGAGCGCGCCUGGUCGAUCCUCAAUGACCACUUCGAAAAUAAGAGACUGCUGGUGAGAGCUUACCUUGCAGCAUUUACUUCACUUCCGAAGAUGAAGGGUGAGUCCGUCGCCGAUCUCCGACGCAUCUUCCACGGAGUGGUCUCCACCGUCGGCGCAUUGGAAGGCAUAAGGCGACCGAUCACGGAUGGCACGGACCUCUUCGUGCACAUGGUCGUGGAACUCCUUGACUCCAAAACCCGCCGAGAAUGGGAGAGCUCGCUCGGGAAAACCGUCGUGCCACCGUCUUACGAGGAGCUUCGCGACUUCCUGCAGGAGCAGCUGAUGACGCAGGAGGUGCUCCGGGUGGCCAGAGGCGAGACAUCCUCGGGAAAACCUGCCUUCUGCGAACAGUACAAGCGAAAGACAGCCCAGGAGCGACGAGAGGUAGCCACUACGCAUCAGCGCUGCUUAAACUGUCUGGGUCGACAUCUGAUCGGUGAGUGCACGUCCACUAAGACUUGCUAUAAGUGUUCGGGUCGGCAUCACACGUCGCUUCAUGACGCAUUUUCGGCCGUCGCGUUGCCCGCUCCCGGUACGAGCUCGACCCCGACGGCGCACGUUGCAAAACGAUUGUCCGCGGAGUGCGCCCCCGUCUUACUCGCAACCGCGCGCGUUCUGGUGAUGAACUGUCACGGCGAGUACCACCCCGUGCGUGCCUUGGUGGACCCGGGCUCCGAAACGUCGCUGAUCUCGGAAUCGUUAGCUCAACGUCUGCGAUUGCCGCGCACUCCGACGUCUGUCGCGAUCUACGGUGUGGGUGGCCUCCGGACGGGCUGCGCGCGAGGACGAGUUGCCGUCACCUUCGCGUCGCGUGUCGGACAAUACACUCUCACCGUCUCGUCCUUAGUGCUGCCGAAGCUGUCCGUGUACAGCGGGGCGGCCGAGAGCGGCAGCGGGUCGUGGCCGCAUGUGGACGGACUCACUCUCGCCGAUCCCGAGUUCCGUGCUCGGGACCCCGUCGAGCUUCUCCUUGGUGCGGAAGCAUACGCCAGCAUCAUAUUAGAGGACCUCCGUCGCGGGGGGCCCUUGGAGCCGAUCGCACACCGCACACAGCUCGGGUGGAUCCUCAUGGGCGCGGUCGGAGGCUGUCACGCGGCGUUAACCGUUUCGUCGCUCCAAUGCUCUGCCACUGAUGAGCUGACGGAGGUGAUUCGGCGGUUCUGGGAAUGUGAGGAGCCGCCUCGCGCUCCCUUGCCGCUCACCCCCGACGAGCAGGAAUGCGAAGACUUCUUCGCGCGGACGUGCGAGCGCCUUCCUUGCGGCCGUUAUCAGGUGCGUCUGCCGGUCCGGUUGGAGCUGCCUGACUUGUCGUCCACGCGCCGCGCUGCUUCUCGAAUGCUCGAGGUCAUGGAGUGUCGAUUCGAGCGCGAUCCUGCCUUUCGUGUGAUGUACCACGACUUCAUGGAAGAAUAUCUCGCUCUCGGGCAUAUGACGCCGUCGGCAGUCGAGCGGGGCGUCAACGCCUGCUUCCUGCCGCAUCACGGCGUCCUGAAAGGCUCGGGGCCCGACGUGAAGAUCCGCGUGGUAUUCAACGGAUCUGCGCGCACCGCGGCAGGGCAGUCACUGAACGACUUCCUCCACGCGGGGCCCAAUCUGCUGCCGGCUCUCGCGGAUGUUCUUACGCGUUGGCGGCGGCACCGAUACGUCUUCACUGCCGACAUCGUUAAGAUGUACCGGCAAAUUCAGGUGCACCCGGCGGACAGGCACCUGCAGAUGAUCCUGUGGAAACAAUUGGAGCACGCAUUAAAUACCGUCACGUACGGGCAAAAGGAUGCACCCUACCUUGCAUUGAAGACGAUGGACCGACUGGCGGAGGAUGAGCGGAGCCGGUUUCCUCUGGGCGCCAAGGCGGUGCAGAGUGAUCGAUACGUGGACAAUGUGCUCUCCGGGGCUUCCACUCUUGACAAGUGUCGUCGUCUCCGGGAACAGGUAGCUUCGUUGUGCUUGGCGGGCGGCUUCCCGCUCAGGAAAUGGGCUGCAAACAACGAGGCCCUCCUGGAAGACGUUCCCCUCGAGCAUCGUCUGCGGCCAACAGCCUGCGCCUCGCUCCCCUCGGACGACUGCUCCGUGCUGGGCCUACGCUGGAGCCCUGGGAGUGAUGACUUCGCGCUCACAGUCCUGAAAUCUGACGUGGUCUCCCCCACGAAGCGAUCGGUGCUUUCUCGGACCGCUCGGUUGUUCGACCCGCUGGGUUGGUUGGCACCUGUGAUAAUCAAAGCGAAACUAUUAAUUCAGGCAGCUUGGUUACAGCGACUUGACUGGGACGCCCCGCUAGCACCCCCUGACGCGGCGGCUUGGACAAACCUCGAGGAGGAGCUUCCUGUGCUGGAGCAAGUCCGCGUCCCUCGAUGGUUCGGGCUCGACGGCUCGGAGAACACCGUCGAACUUCACGGCUUCUCGGACGCUUCCGAGCGGGCCUAUGCUGCCGUGGUAUAUCUCCGGGUGACGAUUGCAGGAAAACCUUACCUGUCAAUUGUGGCGGCGAAGACCAAGGUUGCGCCGCUGAAACAGGUCACGCUCGCUCGGCUGGAGCUGAGUGCAGCGUGCCUGCUCACCAAGGUGGCCGAGCACGUGCGCGUGGUGCUGCGCCUGGAAUCCGCACCUUUCUUCUUCUGGACGGACUCCAUGGUCACCCUCGGAUGGAUCCGCGGCCAUCCCACCAGGUGGACGACCUUUGUGGCAAACCGAGUCGCUGAGAUUCAACGGGCGAGCCCGACCAUUCAAUGGCGCCACGUUCCGGGGGGCCAGAAUCCUGCGGAUUGCGCCUCUCGCGGCCUGUCCCCGAGGGAGCUCUUGGAUCACCCCCUAUGGUGGAGCGGGCCCGACUUCCUCGCUAGAGGCUCAGCGGACUGGCCGAUGGAGCCGGGCCUCCCGGAGCAUGUGGAGCUCCCGGAGCAGAGGGCCCUCCGCCUGGAUGUUUCGAUGGAGGAUGCACCGCUCCUUACCUGA